Leguminivora glycinivorella is the source of this 1048-nucleotide messenger RNA. RefSeq lists its product as uncharacterized. NCBI's taxonomy places the organism in Eukaryota, Metazoa, Arthropoda, Insecta, Lepidoptera, Tortricidae. The coding region runs from base 149 to 976 and encodes 275 amino acids. The record is from RefSeq and is a predicted model, not a curated record. The transcript has 6 exons.
UCGAGUUUUGCAUAAUUACUUACAAUGCGACCACUCAGUAUUCAAAACCACGAAUAUCUCGAGUUUUGUCAGGCAGUUAAAUUUAUAUGGGUUUAGAAAGGUAACUUCUCAUCUCCAAGAUCCACUGUGCAACUCGAGUAAUCCUUACAUGCAUGAAUAUGUACACGACUAUUUUCAACUUGGUAUGCCUGAGUUAUUAAACAAAAUUACACGAAAAGCAUUGACUAUGAAGAAAAGUUUCAAGCCUAAGAGCCCUAAUAGUUAUGCAGACCAAACCGUACUGACUCCACUACAAAAAGCUCGUCGCGCCUUACGCCUAGCUCUUAAAAAGGCUGCCCAGGACUUGUUCAUACAGCAUUCUCCAAACUUAUGUACAUUCAACUUUGGUUCUAGCGACGACGGCGCAGAAGGGUAUCCUGAUGGCGAGGAGAACAUUGAGUUCGACUGGCUCACCACAGAAACCGCUUUGGCUGAAGAACCCUCUGCACCAGCUAUUGAACCAGAACCAGAAGCUGUGAGAGCAAGUACCGUGGAUACGGGAAGUAAUGAUAAUUACGAAGAUGUAAGUGAAGAGAGUCUGAUAGUGUUCCAUGGUAAUCAUCAUGCUAAUGCACCUUCUCAACAUGACAAUGAUAACUUUCCAAACCAAUUCUUAUCCAUGCCGGAUCUUGACGACCAAGGACCAUGUGAAGACUCUGGUGUGGAGUUGCUUGCAGAAUUCAAUAUCAACAAUGACAGUGAUGAAGGCAUUGCCACUAAAAAAGAAGUGGGAAACGAGAAUGACUUGAACUCGUUAAACUGCGUGCUGCCUUCAAUUGGCAAUGAUCCGAUUGAUGAUGUGGUGAAAGAUAGUGAUGACCCAAACCACCAUUACCAUGGCGAGUGGGACCAAAUGUUCAAUGGACCUGAAUGUGGAUCUGAUAUGAAAGAGUUCUACUCACAGAUUUCAAGAACUAUAGAUUUACUUAACUCAUAAUUAAGACAAUUUAUUAUUUUCAAAUAUAUUUACUUAGAAACCAAUAAAAUAUAAUAAGAAAAUGCGUUUUUC